AAAACCCACACUAAGUUCAGAGCUUUAAAUAUCAUUGCCUCCAAUUAUGGCCUCUGAAACUCUCCUAAGAAUUCCCGUUAUUGAUUUUUCCCACCCAGGACUACAGCCGGGCAGUCCUGAGUGGGAAUCAAUCAAACUCCAAGUCCAGAAAGCUCUCGAAGAAUAUGGCUGCUUUGAGGCUGUAUUCGUCAAAGUUUCUUCAGACCUCCGAAAAGCCCUUUUCGGUGCACUGGAAGAGCUUUUUGAUCUCCCUUUAGAAACAAAAGUGAAAAACUCUUCGAAAAAACCUUUUCAUGGGUACGUGCAGAAGAUACCAAAAAUGCUGCUGUUCGAAAGCCUGGGAAUUGACGAUGCAAAUGUACUUGAAAAGGUCAAAGGCUUCACCGAUGUCUUGUGGCCAGAAGGAAAUCCUAAUUUCUGCAAAACCAUACAAACGUACUCGGAGCAAAUAUCUGAAUUAGAUCUGAUAAUUAGGAGAAUGGUUGUGGAGAGCUAUGGCGUGGAGAAAUACUUUGACGAAAACAUGAACUUAACGAACUACCUUCUUCGAGUCAUGAAGAUUAAAGUACCCGAAACAACCGAUGCGGAGGUUGGGUUGCUCCCACACACGGAUAUGAACAUGCUGACCAUUUUGUCUCAAAAUCAUGUGGAUGGGUUACAGGUGCAGACAAAAGACGGGGAAUGGAUCGAUCUUAAACCCUCAGCAAACUCGUUCACAGUUGUGGCUGGAGAUGCUUUCUACGCUUGGACAAAUGGUCGACUGCAUUCUCCAACUCAUCGCGUCAUGAUGAGGGGGAAAGAAACAAGGUACUCUACCGGAUUAUUUGCGAUCCCAAAAUCAGGACACAUAAUUAAAGCACCAGAAGAGCUAGUAGAUAAAGAGCACCCCUUACUCUUCAAGCCCUAUGAUCAUGUUGAAUUCCUUGGAUUCUUCUAUGCGGAGGCUCAUCGGUAUGGUACAACAGCCCAAUCUGCCCUCAAGACCUUUUGUGGGGUCUAAAUUUGGCAUGAAGGAUGUUGAAGAUAUAUCAAACUUGUGUUUUAUUGUUUAAUUCUACGUUUUUUUCCAAAUGGUUUUACGUGAUUUUGUUUCUCCUAUGGUUGGUAAUAUCUCGCGUGUUGAUAUGAUUACAGCUUGUAAUGUUCAACUGCCAAAUUUUAUUGUAUCUGCAGUUCUUGGAUGACUAUGGAAGCAAUAACUUAACUC
This is a messenger RNA of Rhododendron vialii, 1207 nucleotides long. RefSeq names its product probable 2-oxoglutarate-dependent dioxygenase AOP1. The transcript has 3 exons. Gene Ontology annotation, molecular function: dioxygenase activity. Bases 47 to 1000 code for a protein of 317 amino acids. NCBI's taxonomy places the organism in Eukaryota, Viridiplantae, Streptophyta, Magnoliopsida, Ericales, Ericaceae. The record is from RefSeq and is a predicted model, not a curated record.